Molecule: messenger RNA, 943 nt
Organism: Cloeon dipterum
Lineage: Eukaryota; Metazoa; Arthropoda; Insecta; Ephemeroptera; Baetidae
Exons: 4
Coding region: 202-789 (195 amino acids)
Source: RefSeq, a predicted model, not a curated record
ACCAUUUUCGCGUCUUCAACUUCAACUGUGAGACCAUCUAUCUGGAACGAUUAAGGAACACCAGGCACUGACCAGGCACCAGCAACAACUCCUUUUCUAGUAGAUAGCUAUACAUGACUGGGCUUCGACUUUCCUCCUGGACAAUUUGACAGAGAUGGUUUCUCGGAAUUCAAGUGACUGACUGUCUACGCCAGUUCCAGCAUGGAUUCGAGGUGUGUUUUUUCGCCUUCGCCGGCCUCGUCAACUAAUUCACAGCCCAUUGACGAUGAGAUGAACAGAGAGACCAUUAUAAUUUAUAUGUGCAAAAACUGCAAGUCGAUUGUCGGCAACGACAGGUUCAAGAUUGAUAUUCAAAAUGAUGGAAAGAUAAUCUUUUUUACUGAACUGGACAACUGCCUCAUGGAGAGCUCGGUGAAAACGUCCAGACAGGUCUUCGACAUGAAGUGCCGCUUCAGAAACGUCGAAUGCGCGCAGUGCCAUCGCCACCUUGGCAGACAGUAUUGCGAAGUGACGGAAAAAUUCAAACAAUUCCUUGGACUCAUUGGCAUCGCCGUGUCUGAAAUUUCCUCGACCAGCAUGCAGGUGCCGAGACUCCCAAAGGUCGACGUCAGUGGCUCCGAGCUAGAAAAGAGGGUCAAACUGCUCGAGGACAAGAUCAACGGGAUGACCCAGCAAAUUGAAGAUCUGGCAUGCGUCUGCAUUGAUGCCUGCAAAGACAGGGUUGGAAUCAAAGAAGCUGUGGCAAAUUUACUAGUGCUUAUUUCCAAAGAACUCGGGCAAGACGAUUAGCUUAAUUUUCAGUUAAUUGUGUAUUACGACCCGUAGGUUGUUGAUUGCAUAUUACCAUAAACGCUGUGGCUGACACGAAUCCUUGCGAUAUUAUACCUAAAUUGUGUUAAAAUAAAAUAAAUCAAGGGAUGUGAUGAUGUAAGAAACUCCUUUA